This is a messenger RNA of Aureobasidium pullulans EXF-150, 1477 nucleotides long. RefSeq lists its product as uncharacterized. The coding region runs from base 487 to 1098 and encodes 203 amino acids. NCBI's taxonomy places the organism in Eukaryota, Fungi, Ascomycota, Dothideomycetes, Dothideales, Saccotheciaceae. The record is from RefSeq and is a predicted model, not a curated record. The transcript has a single exon.
CCACAUACCAUCCGUGGUGACAUCUGGGGAAAAAGAACUUGUCCAAGUGACCUCAACAAGAGAAUCUGUUGUAUAUGCUGGCAAUGCAAGUGACCUCGGAAGUGAUUAUCGUGAUGAGCUCCUGAAACAAAUCGCCUGGAUGAUAGUCUUACCAGCCACCCCAGCCGCCUCUUGCAGCAGCACUACGUAAGCAAGAGAAGAACCUGUAUCUUUUUCGUUUGUACUUUUCUCCUCAUCCUCGUCAUUCUGCUCCUUCACUUUGUUGAUAACGUCCGGAAUUUCACACGCUCACUUCACUUUGCGCCGACACUGAACAUUCUAUCCCGUCCGCUGUGUCACUACAAUCAAAUCCAUCAACCAAUCGCAUAAAUCCAAACGACACCCACCAAUCCGACUCAAUCAGUCCUCGAGCGGCAGCCUUGCGAAAGCGAGAAGCUACACACAAUCAUUCAACCACAAAUUCGACAGCCCAACAAAGCAUACACAAUGUCAGCUCUCGACAGCGCAGCACCAGUGCAGGCCAGAGCCAUCAACGCAAUGUCAGUUCCGUGGAUCAUCGCAAAGAGAGCACUGCCAGGCAUCGUCGGACGCACAACAAGCCCACCUCAGUUCCUGUCAGCAAGAGACAGCAUGGUCGCCAUCCCUACCGUCUACUACGGCCUCGACAGCGGUCCCGAUGCUGGCACUGUUGUCGGCGCAACACUCGGUUCAGUCGCAGGUUUCAUCCUCCUCGUCUGGCUCAUCCAAACUCUCGCAAGCGGCCGCAACAAGCAACCCGACGAAGAAGUCAUCAUCCGUCACGAACGCUCGCCUAGAAGACGUCGUAGAUCUGAGAUGCGCUCCGUUAGCAGAGGUCCCGAACGUGUCAUCCGUCAAGAGAGAAUUGUCAGAGACACAAGCCGCGCACCGCCACCCAUGAGAAACAGCUUUGUCGUCGAGCCUGAGAGAAGAGUCGAUGGAGAUGACAUUGUCGAAGUCAUCGAGGAGCAGUCCUCUGUCGCACCCAGAAGAAAGAGUCGCAGAGGCAGCGGUACAUACCGGUCAGUAGACCCUCUGAUGUACGAUGAUCGAGGCUACGUACACAGAGAUGUGUAUUAGUCUUGGGCAUGCGUACAUACUACUUCGGCCGCAUCUGCAGCGGACUAAUGUGCCUUCGCAGAUACAGAUGAUCAACGACACCCAAGGCAAAAUCGCAUCGUUUGUUGAACCUCAGCACACGACAGAUUAGCGUGACUAAUGGUGGUUCAUCUUGUAUUAUGGGAGUUCUGAGAAGGGCGUUCAUGGGCCGAAGGUUGUUGAAUGUAAAUAAUGGUCUCGAGGAACAGGCGGCCUUCCACGGAAGGCGGUACAGCAGGGGAUACGGGAUUGCUUUUUUUUCUACUCGAGCGGUAGUCACGUAUACAAUAGUGGUGUCGAUGACUAGAAUCGGAGUUAACCUCGUCGAUAUCCUCAAUUCGAUGCUAUCUCUCUUCAAGCC